Benincasa hispida (wax gourd) is the source of this 1589-nucleotide messenger RNA. NCBI's taxonomy places the organism in Eukaryota, Viridiplantae, Streptophyta, Magnoliopsida, Cucurbitales, Cucurbitaceae. The record is from RefSeq and is a predicted model, not a curated record.
UCCGUUUGGAUUUGGAUAGAGAGAAGAAGAACUGCAUUUGCCCGCGCUUUCAUUAGCAAAGAUGCUCUCUCUAACAAUGGCUGCCAGUUGGGGCUCGGCUCCACUGCACAUACAGUGGAAGAAAGCGAAGCAUCUGUGUGUCACCAUUAACGAAUUUCCUUCAUUCCUUCCCAAAGAAGUCCACAAUAUCAAAGACCAAUUUGCUCGAAACCUCGCUACAAGGAUUGAGAGGCUACCCGUUAGCUUCUCCGAUUCUUGUAUUAUGAGUAGUUGUGUGAAGCCGUCAAUACAAAGCAAAGAACGUCCAGUGGUUCUUCUCCACGGCUUUGACAGCUCCUGUUUAGAAUGGAGAUACACAUAUCCAUUGCUUGAGGAAGCUGGUUUGGAAACUUGGGCUGUUGAUAUUCUUGGCUGGGGUUUCUCUGAUUUAGAAAGACUCCCACCAUGUGAUGUGACUUCUAAACGUGUUCAUUUGUAUCAGGUAAUGAAAACCUGCUCUUAUGUAUUUGGGGAAAUUUUCUCUUCAAUUCCACUUUGGAAAUCUUAUAUUAAAAGGCCAAUGGUAUUGGUUGGACCAAGCCUUGGUGCUGCUGUUGCUAUUGAUUUUGCUGUCAAUUAUCCAAAAGCUGUUGAUAGGCUUGUGUUGAUUGAUGCAAGUGUAUAUGCAGAAGGUACUGGAAACUUAGCUACCCUACCAAGAUUGAUUGCCUAUGCUGGGGUAUUUUUAUUGAAGAGCAUUCCUUUGCGCUUAUACGUGAACGUUUUGACCUUCGCUGGCAUAUCAUUUAGUACCAGCCUGGAUUGGGCCAAUAUCGGCCGCCUGCAUUGUUUAUUACCCUGGUGGGAGGAUGCGACUGUGAGUUUUAUGUUAAGUGGGGGAUAUAACGUCAGCAGCCAGAUUGAAAAGGUGAAGCAGAAAUCGCUUAUUAUAUGGGGUGAGGAUGAUCAAAUCAUCAGCAGCAAGCUAGGAGUGAGGUUGCACUGUGAACUACCAAAUGCAAUUAUUCGUCAAAUACCCGGAUGCGGGCAUCUUCCCCAUGUUGAGAAGCCAAAUCUUGUUGCCAAAUUGAUUACACAAUUUGUUCAUGAAGAUUCCAGAAAAGAGGUUCAGUAUGUUAAUAGUGAAUAAUUUUUCUUUGCACAAGUUUACAUUUUCUUCAUCUUAUUAACGAAUUUGCUUCCUUCAUUCUGCUCAUGGGUUUCCAAUCCUGGUGUACAAAGAGGACUGGAAGGUUCUCUACAUGUUUAAAAUCAAGUAAUAUAUAACAUCAUCAAAAUAACCCUGACCACUAUAGGUCACAGCGCAAGUUUUUUUUUUUAUUAAAAAAAAUGCCUACUGCUAUUAGAAUUUUAUCAAAUGUGGAAAGGUUAGACGGGAUCUUGUAAAAUGAGUUUGUAUAAGUUGGUCAGAGUUUUGCUGUAAAAUUAAACAAGCAAUUCUAGGCUAAGGGGUGGUGAUGGAGGCAUAUAUCUUGCUUCCAUGUUCUUAAACUUGGGGGAAAAAAAGGGUCAUUCUUGAUAUUAUCAACAUUAAAAUGCUGUAUUGUAUUGGGAAAAGAACCAGAUUAUCUCAUUUUGAUUCUGGGCUA